This is a messenger RNA of Capsella rubella, 2430 nucleotides long. Its product is annotated as BEL1-like homeodomain protein 6. The transcript is spliced from 5 exons. NCBI's taxonomy places the organism in Eukaryota, Viridiplantae, Streptophyta, Magnoliopsida, Brassicales, Brassicaceae. The record is from RefSeq and is a predicted model, not a curated record. Gene Ontology annotation, molecular function: RNA polymerase II cis-regulatory region sequence-specific DNA binding; DNA-binding transcription factor activity, RNA polymerase II-specific. Gene Ontology annotation, biological process: regulation of transcription by RNA polymerase II. Bases 634 to 2250 code for a protein of 538 amino acids.
UUAGGUCGACCAACUGGUUGUUAAAGAUAGAAACUCCUUAACCAUACAUUUAUAUAUAUAUAAACAUUUUCACAAUAAUUGUCAUCUCUCUUUUACCAAAGACUUGACUCCAAGAGAAUCAACAAAGCACUUAAGCAAGAAGCUGGAGGUUCAAAGCACCAACCAGAUUAUGGCUUUCUGAAGCAAUCAAUAUCUAUCUCUUCACAAAAUUAGACAAAGUUUUUAUUUGAUUUCUUCUUUCUUCUUUUUAUAUUAUAUAAGAAAGAAAUUCAAUUCUUUCUUUCUAUGUCUGGAGGAAGGAGAGAAUGAUAUGGGUCUUUCACGUGUGACAUUGAUGAGAUGACGAAUUCAAAUUAUAUUUCAUUCUAAGAAGAAAAGAAAAAAAAAGGCAUAACCUUUAGUUUUCUUUGCUCGGAAAAUUUCUUUGAAGAAAAAAAAAGACUUUCCUAUAUUGCAAAUCUUGAAUAUUUUGUAAAUCUUUUCAAGAUUUGGUUAGUCUCUUUCAAACAAUUCACAAGAAGCAGCAGUUGGUUUCAAGCUUCCAGGCUGCUGCAACGUCUACGACCUGAUCAUAGGACAAGGGACUAUGAAACUCAAUUGAGCCAAGAAAGACACUCCAUUGAUACAAUUUCGAUGGAGAAUUAUCCGGAAACACAGUUUCUCCCCGGAAACUCUAUGAUCCACAUGAAUGCUACAGUUUCUUACUCCCAGGAAUUAGCCAGUAGAGAAAGAACUGAAGCUACCAACAAUGUCUCAGCCUCACAAGAGAGGCAAGCGUUGUCCAGAUUUGGUCAAGUUUCGCAAAUGCAGGACGCUGAUCAAGAUUUCGGUUCUUGGAGAGAUGAAGCAAGUGACAGGAACGGUUUCCAGCUAAUGAGUGCCAUGGCGAGUUCCACGGCGCAUCCUCAUACCGGUCAGGGGUUGUCCCUUAGCCUUGGCUCGCAGAUUCUUCCUGGAAUCCAUCAAAGUAUGGCUCCAAGAGCUGAGCAUUUCAGAGGCAAUGAGUAUGCAACACAGAGCUUUCCGGGAGGGAAUCAGAACUUGGAUGUUGUGAGAACAAUUCCCAACUCAAAGUAUCUCAAGGCGGCUCAACAGCUUCUUGAUGAGGCUGUUAAUGUAAGGAAAGCUCUGAAGCAGUUUCAGGCAGAGGGGGAUAAGAACAACGAGAAGCCUCAAGAACCGGAUCACAACACUCAAGACUCGAGCACGAACGCUCCCCCUGAAAUCUCUCAAUCUGAGAGACAAGAAAUGCAGAGCAAAUUGACAAAACUCUUAUCAAUGUUGGAUGAGGUGGAUAGAAGAUAUAAGCAAUACUACCAGCAGAUGCAGAUAGUUGUAUCCUCGUUCGAUGUGAUAGCAGGUUAUGGAGCGGCUAAGCCAUACACAGCACUAGCCCUUCAAACCAUUUCUCGCCAUUUCCGUAGCCUAAGGGAUGCCAUAUCCGGACAAAUCCUCGUGAUACGUAAGUCCCUCGGGGAGCAACAAGAUGGAUCAGAUGGGAAGAGAGUUGGGAUAAUAAGCAGGCUUAAGUACGUUGAUCAACAUUUAAGACAACAAAGAGGUUUUAUGCAACCUCAAGCUUGGAGGCCUCAACGAGGUCUACCUGAAAACUCUGUUUUGAUUCUCCGCGCUUGGCUCUUCGAGCAUUUUCUACACCCUUACCCAAAGGACUCUGAUAAGAUCAUGCUAGCAAGGCAAACGGGCUUGAGCCGCGGUCAGGUUUCAAACUGGUUUAUAAAUGCGCGUGUGCGUUUAUGGAAGCCAAUGGUGGAGGAGAUAUACAAGGAGGAAUUCACAGAGAAUGAUUCCAACUCGUCUUCCGAAAAUACACCAAAAACGUCUGAGAUAGGACCAGCUGCUGCUGAUGAUGAAGAUCGAGCUCAAGAGUUUUCACAUGACCAGACCAAAACGGACCAUGGACAUGAUGGAUAUGGUGAGGAAACAUGUGGCAUGGUCCAAGGCAGUCAAAUGGAUGAUCGACGGUUCAUGGCAGUUGAGCCAACAUAUCAUGUGGCUGACAUGUCAAGACUGGGUCGUGGUGCUGUUUCUCUGACCUUAGGGCUUCAAAACUCUAACGGACAUGAUAAUGUUGUGGCUAUGUCUAGUACUGAGGCGUACAACAACAGCUUUCCCGGGGUAGAUAUUUACGAGAAUGCCAUCCCGGGAGCUGAACAGGAGUAUGUAAACCCCGGGAGUCGUAGCCAGAACCGGACAAGUUCUUCCCAAUUGGUACAUGAUUUUGUAGCUUGAAGAAGAAAGCCAUAUAUGGUGAUUAAUAAAGCAUAGGUGUUAUAUAUGAAUAUGGUCAGUCUCAAUACUCUAGUGGGAGAAAGUUGGUCAUGAAAAAGUUUUACAAAUAUUUGUAUAAAGAAAACAUUCUUUUCUGCAAGAAAUAUAAAAGUGAGGUUAGGUCUCUGGGACCAAACACAA